Messenger RNA from Knipowitschia caucasica, 1251 nucleotides. Lineage: Eukaryota; Metazoa; Chordata; Actinopteri; Gobiiformes; Gobiidae. The record is from the annotation of a GenBank genome assembly.
AUGCCUCCAAAGAAACCCGUCCCAGCUGCGGGAAGUAAAAAGACUCAGGAAAAGAAAAAGGAAAAGAUAAUAGAGGACAAGACAUUUGGCUUAAAAAACAAAAAGGGGGCCAAACAGCAAAAGUUCAUAAAGAAUGUGACGCAGCAGGUGAAGCAUGGCCAGCAGAGCACACGACAGGUAGAUGCCGGGACCAAAAAGGGUGACAAAAAGAAGGAAUUAGAUGAACUCAAUGAGCUCUUCAAACCUGUUGUUGCAGCUCAGAAAGUCAGCAAAGGUGUCGACCCAAAGUCUGUACUGUGUGCAUUCUUCAAGCAAGGCCAGUGUACAAAGGGAGACAAGUGCAAGUUCAGCCAUGACUUGUCCAUGGAGAGAAAAUGCGAGAAGAGGAACAUGUAUGUUGACGAAAGAGAUGAAGAUUUGGAGAAAGACACUAUGGACAACUGGGAUGAAAAGAAGUUGGAGGAGGUGGUAAAUAAAAAACAUAGCGAAGCGGACAAGGCCAAAACAGCCAAAACACAAAUUGUGUGCAAGUUUUUUCUGGAUGCCAUAGAGAGUAAUAAGUAUGGCUGGUUUUGGGUGUGUCCAAAAGGAGGAGACACCUGUAUGUAUCGCCAUGCACUGCCACCUGGUUUUGUCCUGAAGAAGGACAAGAAGAAGGAAGAGAAGGAGGAAGAGAUCUCGUUGGAGGAGCUCAUAGAGAAAGAGCGUUCAGCCCUCGGGCCAAAUGUCACUCGAAUUACGCUGGAAACUUUUCUGGCUUGGAAAAAGAGAAAACGACAGGAGAAGGUGGACCGGGCCAGGGAGGAGAUGGAGAAGAAAAAAGCAGAUUUCAAGGCUGGAAAAUCUCUAGUGGUGAGCGGGCGAGAAGUGUUCGAGUUCCGUCCAGAGCUGGUGGAUGACGACGAUGAUGAAGCAGAUGACACCAAAUAUGCAGAAGAGGAUGACGACGAUGUGGAAGAGGAGGAAGCACAGGAUGAUGCUACAGUGCAGGACAUAGAUCUAUCUCGUUUUGUUCCACAAGAGGUUGACAACACCGGUAUUACUGUUGCUGCCAUGGACCGCUUCACCUCCAGAAGAAUAGAACAGACGUCAGAAACUGAUGAGCACCUGAAUGGCGCAUGCGGAGGUGAGACCAACGGCCUCUCGGAAGAAGGUGAAGAGGACGAGGUUCCUGUGGAUGAGAACCUGUUCACUGGAGAGGACCUGGACGAACUGGAUGAGGAGCUUAACACCCUGGACCUGGAGGACUGA